AAAAACCUGGUGACGUUGCAUUGAAUUUCGAUGACGAGUGCAGGAGGUGUGGGGUGUUGAGAAGAAGCACAUAACCGUUCGUCACCAUGAUGGACACCAGGGAAGAGUUGGGUGAAUGGGUCUGGAUCCAGCCAAAGCAUAAACAUGAGUUCGAACUACCAUACGCUGGGCGUGUUCUUCGUACCCACGAGGGCCGUACGCUGGUUGCCAACGACGAUGGUGAAGAGUUCUGGGUUAAGGACGCAGAGAUAAUCAAACCGAUGCACGUGACGUCACAGAGAACGGUGCACGAUAUGAUAACGCUGGGCGACCUCCAGGAGUACGCCAUACUGCGUAAUCUCAUCGUUCGAUACCGGCAGAAACAGAUUUAUACGUACACGGGCAGCAUGCUGGUAGCGAUAAACCCGUACGAGAUACUGCCGAUCUACACGUACAACGAGAUCAAUCUGUAUCGUGACAAGAAGCUGGGUGAGCUGCCACCGCACAUCUUCGCCAUCGGGGACAGUGCGUACCAGGAGAUGAAGCGCGAGAAGCGUAACCAGUGUAUUGUGAUCAGUGGCGAAUCUGGAGCUGGUAAGACGGAAAGCACCAAGCUGAUACUGCAGUAUCUAGCCGCCACAAGCGGUAAGCAUUCGUGGAUCGAGCAGCAGAUUAUCGAAUCGAACCCAAUUCUGGAGGCGUUCGGAAAUGCGAAAACGAUGCGAAACGAUAACUCGUCCCGGUUCGGGAAGUACAUUGAUGUGCACUUCACGACCGACGGUGUGAUCGGUGGAGCUAGGAUCGAGCAGUAUCUGCUGGAGAAGUCACGCAUUGUGAGACAGAACAAGGGUGAACGGAACUAUCACAUCUUUUACUCCAUGCUGGCCGGCAUGACGAAGGACGAACGCAAACGGCUCGAUUUGGAGGACGCACCGAAAGCGUACGCAUAUCUGACGAGUGGCCAAACACUGCUCUGUGAGGGACGAAACGAUGCGAAAGAGUUUGCGGAUGUAAGGUCCGCCAUGAAGGUGCUCGCGUUCGACGAUCAAGAGAUCCAAUCGAUUCUGAGUCUACUGGCGGCCAUCUUGCAUCUGGGAAAUGUGAAGUAUAAGGCGACUGUGGUGCAAAACAUUGAUGCGGUGGAAAUUAACGAUACGUUGAACGUGGGUCGAGUGGCCGUUUUGCUCGGAGUUUCCAAGGCACAACUGUUGAGUGCGCUGACGCGCAAAACGAUUCUGGCACAUGGGGAGCGUGUUGUGUCGCAGCUGUCCAAAGAUCAGGCAAUAGAGGCACGGGACGCGUUCGUGAAGGCGAUCUACGGUAAACUGUUCAUCCAGAUCGUGGACAAGAUCAAUAAGGCGAUCUACAAACCAUCGAACAAGGGACGGCUAUCGAUCGGUGUGCUGGACAUCUUUGGGUUCGAGCAGUUUGAGGUGAACAGCUUCGAGCAGCUGUGCAUCAACUACGCGAACGAAAAUUUGCAGCAGUUUUUCGUGAAGCACAUCUUCAAGAUGGAGCAAGCAGAAUAUGCGCGCGAGGGUAUCAACUGGACGACGAUCGAUUUUAUCGACAACCAAGAAAUCCUAGACAUGAUCGGCAUGAAGUCCCUCAACCUGAUGUCACUGAUCGAUGAAGAAACGCGCUUUCCCAAGGGUACCGAUCUGACCAUGCUGUCUAAGCUUCACACAACGCACGGCUCUAAAACGGUUUACGUCAAGCCCAAGUACGAUAAGGAUCCAGCCUUCGGUGUGCAACACUUUGCCGGUGUAGUGUUUUAUCGGGUGGAUGGCUUUUUGGAAAAGAAUCGGGACUCGUUCAGUGCCGAUCUGAAGGAACUGGUAACGAAAAGUACUAACGAGUAUCUGGUGACACUGUUCGGGACGGAUGAUUCGCUCGAUACGACCAAACGCUCGAUAACGCUGUCGCUGCAGUUUAGGAACUCGCUCGAUUCGCUAAUGCGAACACUUUCCUCGUGCCAUCCGUACUUUAUCCGUUGCAUCAAACCGAACGAUGUGAAGAGACCGAAGAUCAUCGAUAAGACGCUGUGCGUUCGGCAGCUACGAUACUCGGGCAUGAUGGAGACGGCCAAGAUAAGGCAGGCUGGAUAUGCUAUCAGACACACUUACCGAGAAUUUGUCGAACGCUAUCGGCACCUGGUACCGGGCAUAGGAGCACCGCACAAGGUAGACUGCGUGCAGGCAGCGAAGGAUAUCUGCAAGAAGGUGCUUGUCACGAUAUCGGACGACUAUCAGUUCGGUAUGACGAAGGUGUUCCUGAAGGAAAGCCAUGACUAUCUGCUCGAGUCGGAACGAUCCCGCGUGUAUCUGCACUACGUCGUGCUGAUACAGCGUGCCUUCCGAAGGGUGCUGUUCUGGAGGUAUCUGCGCCGAUACCGGGAGGCAGCGAUUGUUAUACAGAAGCACUGGCGUGCAAGAGGCUACCGAGCGGACUAUCUGAUGAUGCGCAACGGUUACCAACGCUUGCAGGCGGUGAUCAAGUCACGCGCCCAAACGUACGCCUUCGGUCGUCUUCGGGGAGCGAUCGUACAGCUUCAGGCACAGUGUCGUGGGUAUCUCACCCGGCGCAACCUCCGUGACCGGAUCACAUACCGUGCGCGUCGUAUGAAUGAAAUUAUUGCGAUGCAGCGCACGGAAGAGUUGCAGUUCCGCAAGUCGGGUAAUGCUCGCUGGCGGGAGGAUGCCGAGCACAACUACUGGCUGCGAGUAGACGAGCUAAACCGGGAGAUGGCUCAUCAGCAGCAACAGCAGCAGCAGCCCGAUGUGCAGCGUAAGGUGAUGGCGGUACUGCCACAGCCAACCAUCAACGUGGAGGAGGACAACAAGAUCGUGGACGACGUGUUCGGGUUUCUGGAAGGUACUACGAGCCCCGAGCCGGUACCGAAACGGAAACCAUCGCUAGCCGAUGCUGAGCAGCCGGAAGGGACGAACGAGCAGCAUGCAGCCCAGGAGCGAACGGUUACUUAUCGCGAGGAUUUAUCCGACUACAACUUUUCCAAAUUUGCGGCCACCUACUUUGCGAACAAUGCGUCUUAUCAGUUCAGCAAGCGAAAGCUUAAAUCCUCCCUGCUCGAUCUCUACAGCACGGCCGAUGUUAUAUCCGCCCAGGCACUCUGGAUUACAAUACUACGAUUCAUGGGCGAUAUGGCGGAUGCCAAGUACGAGGAAGAGAAUGACGAAUCAAAGCACAAACCGGUGAUGCAGCGGGUAUCUACGACGUUGGGGAGAAAUUUUGCAAAAUCGAAGGAUUUUCAGGCAUUCCAGGAGACACUGUCCGAGCACGAUCGGAAGAUGAUACAUCGUACGCUGAAAAAGAAGUCUAAAAUUCCCAGUGAAUUGAAAUCGAUUAUGGAGAAUAAUGAGGAGAUUACGGACUAUCAGGAAUUUCUCAACAGUCGUAGCAAUAAUCUGGACAAGCUGCACUUUAUUAUUGGGCAUGGUAUUUUGAACAAAAACUUGCGUGAUGAGAUCUUCUGCCAGAUUUGCAAACAGCUGACCAAUAAUCCAACUGCAACCUCGCAUGCGAAAGGUUGGAUCCUGCUUUCACUGUGUGUCGGGUGUUUUACACCAUCGGAACGGUUCGAGAAGUAUCUGCGUUCGUUCAUCAGGGAAGGUCCGGAGUUGUAUGCGCCGUACUGUGAACACCGGCUUGAUCGUACGCUUAAGAAUGGAACAAGAAGGCAGCCACCUUCGCUGAUGGAGUUGCAGGCGACGAAAACGAAAAAACCCAUGAAUGUAAGUGUGAUCCUGAUGGAUGGAACUAACCGCACCGUUGACACCGAUUCAGCAACUACGGCCGGGGAGCUGUGUGAGAAGAUAAGUGAUAUGAUUAUGCUGAAAGAUCGCUUCGGUUUCUCGAUCUUCGUCACGAUGCAGGACAAGGUACUAUCGCUCCAAAGUGGCCGCGAGUUCCUGAUGGACGCUGUAUCGAACUGUGAGCAGUACGCGAAAGAGCAAGGCCUUAGCGAGCGAGCGGCUGAUUGGAAGAUAUUCUUCCGCAAGGAACUGUUUGCACCAUGGCACGAUCCUGCAGUAGAUCCGAUUGCAACGGGGCUCAUUUAUGCACAGAUUGUACGUGGACUGAAUUUGGGUGAGUUGGUUAGCAACUCGGAUAGGGAUCUGGCGAUGUUGGCCGCACUGCAGUACUACGCCGAGUAUGGUAGUGAAAUGAAUGCGAAGACACUGCAGGAAAGGCUGAAGGACUUUGUACCGAGAAGUGUACUGAGGCCGGAAACGGCACCACGCUGGAUGCAGAUGAUCGAAACGGCGUUCAAGAAGAGUCGCUGCGUGAAAGAGUUCCUGCAGAGAGCUGUAGCGAAGGAGGACAUUGUACUGUUUGCGAAGAUUACCUGGGGUAUGAUGUUUUCCAGAUUUUUUGAAGCUGUUCAGUCCGGUGGUCCGUCGCUUGCAGCGGCAAACAUCAUCAUUGCGAUCAAUUGGUCCGGGUUGUUCUUUGUGGAUGAGCAAGAACAGGUGCUGGUGGAACUGUCCUAUCCGGAACUGGUGCACGUAAGCUGUGAGGAAGAUCCGGAAACGGAUGUAGGCACCUUGUAUCUGGGUACGAUUCAGGGAGAAGAAUUUAGCUUCAAAACGUUCGAUGCACGCGUUGUGUCAGAGCUGGUUAACUAUAUUAUUGAUGAGCUGAAGAAGAGAAGCAUCUACGCGGUUGUGGUGCAGUCGUACAAAUCGGAAACUACGGACGAAACAGUGCUAAGCCUUCUGAAAGGUGAUCUUAUAGCACUCGGACAAGGAUUCACUGGCGAAUCGAUUAUGGCUGAAGAGGCCACAUGGGGAUAUGGCGAGUGCAAUGGAAAGUCGGGCUAUUUCCCAACGGAAUCUAUCUAUAUCCUACCGACGAUCAUGCCUCCGUCAGGUGUAGUGCUGAACUUUUACAAGAAGGAAAAUGCCAUAAAAAGCAAGAAGCAUGCCGGUCCUAUCUACAACACCGUGCAAAGGAAGAAGAUGCACACUCUGCAGAGGUUCGCCGCAGAUCACUUCAGAGCACCGAUCGCCAAUGUAUCGUCUUCAACAAGCAUCAAUAGUGUGCGCAAAUCUACGGUAGAAGAACUUUGGAAGCAUACCAGAGAUCCAAUGAAGGCACCUCUCUUGGAGCGUCUUAAAAAUGAUCGUGCAAAGUGCGAUACUGCUGUGAUGAUUUUCACUUUUAUUCUGAAGUACAUGGGCGAUCUUCCGAAAAGCCGUGAGCAGAUCGAUGUCGCUAAAAUCUUCACCCCAGCAAUGAUGGAUGAUCUUCUGCGGGAUGAAGUCUACUGCCAGAUUAUGCGCCAGCUGACAGAUAACAAGAUUCAAAUCAGUGAGGAACGUGGUUGGGAUUUGCUGUGGCUCGCCACCGGCGUGAUGCUUCCCAGUCAAUCACUGCAGAAGGAACUGUUUACGUUUUUGCGCACCCGUAAACAUCCGAUCGCAGUGGAUUGCUUGCAGCGGCUGCAGAAGACAAUUAAGUUGGGCACCCGGAAGUACCCACCGUACAUAGUGGAGGUGGAAGCGAUACGCUACCGAACGGUGGAGAUUUAUCACAAGGUGUACUUCCCGGAUGAUACGGAUGAAGCGUUCCAGAUCGAGUCGUCCACCAAAACGAAGGAUCUGAUUCAGACGAUCACGCGUCGAUUGGAGCUAAAGUCUAGCGAGGGCUUCAGUCUCUUCAUCAAGGUGAUGGACAAGGUACUGUCGGUGCCUGAGGAUUACUUCCUAUUCGAUUUCAUCUACGAACUGAUGGAAUGGUUACGUGAAACACAUCCUUCCCGGACGAACGACAAUCGUAUCCAGUGCGAGUACCAGCUGUUCUUCAUGCGAAAACUGUGGAUCAACGUAGUACCAGGGCGGGAUCGGAAUGCGGACGAGAUAUUCCACUUCCACCAGGAAGUGCCCAAGCUACUGCAAGGCUACUAUCAACUCACCAAGGAGCAAGUCGUUGAUUUGGCUGCUUACAUCUUCUGGGCACAGUAUGAAGUCACGGACCUGCCGAUAUUGGGUAAAAACUUCCACGACUUCUUACCAUUGCUCAUGGCGAAGGAUGCCGAACGCUUGCAGAAGAUCGAUCACUGGAAGCGUGAUAUCAUAGCGAAGGUGGAAGCUGUCAAAGGAAUAAGCGUCGGUGAGGCGAAGCUAGCCUUCCUAAAGCUGAUGCAGCAGUUCUCGAUGUUUGGGUCAACGUUCUUCGUGGUAAAGCAAGCGACCGAUCAGAACCUACCACCGACACUGCUGAUAGCGAUCAAUCGAACCGGAUUCCACCUGAUCGAACCCCACACGAAGGACAUAUUGCAUAGCUACAGCUACACGGAGCUAAACUUCUGGAGCUCGGGUAAUACCUUCUUCCACAUCAAGUUUGGCAGUAUGAUGGGAUCGACGAAGCUGCUGCUGGAAACGAAGCAGGGAUACAAAAUGGAUGAGCUGUUAGCGUCUUACAUACGCCAUUUUAAGGCGCAAGCGCAAAGGAAUUAA
This is a messenger RNA of Anopheles maculipalpis, 6458 nucleotides long. Its product is annotated as myosin-VIIa-like. The record is from RefSeq and is a predicted model, not a curated record. Gene Ontology annotation, molecular function: cytoskeletal motor activity; ATP binding; protein binding. The transcript has 11 exons. Gene Ontology annotation, cellular component: cytoskeleton; myosin complex. Bases 87 to 6458 code for a protein of 2123 amino acids. Lineage: Eukaryota; Metazoa; Arthropoda; Insecta; Diptera; Culicidae.